AUGGGUCUCCCACAACAACCCAACCCAGACACCUCCUCCCCCUCCCACCCUCCUACCUCAACCACCACCACAUCCCCGCCAAAAGACCCCUCCACCCUCCCCCCCGAAGCCCUAGACCUAGCAACCAAACUCUUCGACUUCGCCCGCCAGGGCCUUACCCAGCAACUAAACCAAUACAUCACCGCCGGCAUCCCCGCGAACCUCACAAACCACAAAGGCGACACCCUCCUCAUGCUAGCUGCGUACCACGGGCACGUCGAGACGGUGAAAAUGCUUCUUGAGGCGGGUGCGGACGUGGAUGCGUUGAAUGAGAGGGGCCAGAGUCCGAUUGCUGGGGCGGUGUUUAAGGGGUUUGAGGAGGCUGGGGGGGUGGUGGAGGUGUUGGUCAAGGCGGGGGCGGAUUUGAGGACGGGGCAGCCGAAUGCGGUUGAUUCGGCUAGGAUGUUUAGGCGGGAGGGGUGUUUGAGGUUGUUUGGGGUGGAGGAGUGA
Recurvomyces mirabilis is the source of this 489-nucleotide messenger RNA. RefSeq lists its product as uncharacterized. Gene Ontology annotation, biological process: protein K6-linked ubiquitination. The coding region runs from base 1 to 489 and encodes 162 amino acids. Gene Ontology annotation, molecular function: ubiquitin-protein transferase activity; protein binding. The record is from RefSeq and is a predicted model, not a curated record. The transcript has a single exon. Gene Ontology annotation, cellular component: BRCA1-BARD1 complex; BRCA1-A complex. NCBI's taxonomy places the organism in Eukaryota, Fungi, Ascomycota, Dothideomycetes, Mycosphaerellales, Teratosphaeriaceae.